AGGCCAUCAAUCUACUGUUUGAGUCAGGCCAACCAAAGACGAGGUCAGAACACGCUGUCAUCAUGCCUGUGCGACCGGAAUUUGAGGUGACGCCUCCUCCUAGUGACCCGGUAUCAGCACUCGCGUUUCAUCCAGGGCCUUCCACUUCCGACAAGGUACAGCAGCUGCUGAUCGCGUCGUGGGACAAAACUGUGCGCUUGGUGGAUCUAUCGGAAAAGGCGCUGCAGGGCUCACAAGUGACGCCAACCCUGCAAACUUUCUACCAUGACGCGGCCGUGCUAGAUGUUUGCUGGCUCUCUGACACUCUCGCUGCGUCCGGAGGGCUGGAUCGGCGAGUGCGACUGCUCAACCUCGAGACGGGGCAGGUUAACAUCAUUGGAAAACACAAUGCCCCCGUAUGCAGGCUUCGGUUUAGCCCACGGACUGGGUUGCUAAUCAGCGGAAGCUGGGACAAGACGAUAGGCAUUUGGGACCCUCUCGCCGAGCACCCCACCUUGCUACGGAAGAUCAAUGUUCCGGACAAGGUGCUCGCACUGGACGUCUCCCCACCAUGGCCCAACGUAUCUGAGGUGCAGAUGGUAGAUACCACACCGCGGCUCAUUGUCGCAAUGGCUGGCAGGACUCUAGCGGUGUUCAACCUGGACAAGCUUGGCGAGGCACUCCGGAACGCAAAGGCGGGCGGGACAGAUUUGGGGGAUGAUGAUGUGGGUAUACAGCCAGAGUACACCAGAGAAUCCAGCUUGAAGUUCAUGCUCCGGGACGUCAAGUGCAUGCCAAACGGAGAUGGAUUCGCUUGUUCCUCAGUCGAGGGGCGAGUAGCUGUCGAGUUCUUUGACAAUAGCGACGCCGGCGCUGCCCGGAAAUAUGCAUUCAAAUGCCACCGACGAGCUGUUGACAGCAUUGACACUGUUUACCCGGUCAAUUGCCUGACUUUCCACCCAAUCCACGGAACCUUUGCAUCGCUUGGUGGGGACGCAAUGUGCUGCAUCUGGGAUGCAGUUGCCAAGAAGCGUAUCAUCCAAUACGCGCGCCUGCCCUCACCCCUCUCCACUGGUGCGUGCAGCGCCGACGGGCAGCUGCUGGCCAUCGCCAGCGGAGCAGAGAAUAUUGAGGAUGCACGACACCCAGGGCCUGGCGCAGGUGAAGUAGGCGACAUUGGGCCGGGAGGGGAGGGUAAUGUCAGGAUCCAUAUCAAGAGCGUCUUCGAGGAUUGCAGGCCGAAGGUAAAGGCCAGCUGACCGGUGAUGGAAGUGUCGCGAUUGCAGCGCACGGGCAGUAUCACCAUGGCCUAUAAAGUAUGGGCAUUGCAUUCCGCAAACAGAAUCGAGUACACAGAAUGUGAAGAUGCUGGAUUCAUGAAAGGAGUGAACAAAACGCAAGGGCAGCAGAGCUUGGGCGAAGCCGUUGCGGCGAUGGGAUGUGAGACCCGAGGAAGCGCUUAGGCAGUGGCCGCUUGCUAAGCGACAUGUUUCUCGUCCGCGGUGCUGAUGUGGAGCAUCGAGG
This is a messenger RNA of Tilletiaria anomala UBC 951, 1503 nucleotides long. RefSeq names its product WD40 repeat-like protein. The coding region runs from base 63 to 1238 and encodes 391 amino acids. The transcript has 4 exons. The record is from RefSeq and is a predicted model, not a curated record. Gene Ontology annotation, cellular component: mitotic checkpoint complex; bub1-bub3 complex; kinetochore. Lineage: Eukaryota; Fungi; Basidiomycota; Exobasidiomycetes; Georgefischeriales; Tilletiariaceae. Gene Ontology annotation, molecular function: ubiquitin binding. Gene Ontology annotation, biological process: mitotic spindle assembly checkpoint signaling.